Messenger RNA from Diceros bicornis minor, 675 nucleotides. It is a transcript of the gene CLDN17, whose product is annotated as claudin 17. Lineage: Eukaryota; Metazoa; Chordata; Mammalia; Perissodactyla; Rhinocerotidae. Gene Ontology annotation, cellular component: bicellular tight junction; plasma membrane. The transcript has a single exon. Gene Ontology annotation, biological process: bicellular tight junction assembly; cell adhesion. The record is from RefSeq and is a predicted model, not a curated record. Gene Ontology annotation, molecular function: structural molecule activity. Bases 1 to 675 code for a protein of 224 amino acids.
AUGGCAUUUUAUCCCCUGCAAAUUGCUGGACUGGUUCUUGGGUUCCUCGGCAUGGUCGGGACUCUCACCACCACCCUUCUGCCUCAGUGGAGAGUAUCAGCUUUUAUUGGCAGCAACAUUAUUGUCUUCGAAAAGCUCUGGGAAGGCCUCUGGAUGAACUGUGUCCAACAAGCCAAGGUCAGGUUGCAGUGCAAGUUCUAUAGUUCUUUACUGGCUCUCCCACCUGCCCUAGAAGCAGCCCGGGCCUUCAUGUGUGUGGCUGUUGCUCUCUCCUUAAUUGCUUUGCUUAUUGGCAUCUGUGGCAUGAAGCAAAUCCAGUGCACGGGCUCUAACCAGAGGGCCAAAGCAUACCUUCUGGGAACUUCUGGAGUCCUCUUCAUCCUGACGGGCAUCUUCGUUCUGAUUCCAGUGUGCUGGACAGCCAAUAUCAUCAUCAGGAAUUUCUACAGCCCUGUCGUCCCCAUAGGUCAGAAACGAGAGCUGGGAGCAGCACUUUUCCUUGGUUGGGCAAGCACCGCUGUCCUCUUUAUUGCAGGAGGUCUGCUCUGUGCGUUCUGCUGUUGCAACAGAAAGAAGGAAAGGCACAGAUAUCCGGCCCACGGACAUUUUGUGUCACACACAGAUAAGCGAAGGAACAUGACCCUGCUUAGUAGGACCUCCACCAGUUAUGUCUAA